Messenger RNA from Leptopilina heterotoma, 876 nucleotides. RefSeq lists its product as uncharacterized. The coding region runs from base 1 to 876 and encodes 291 amino acids. NCBI's taxonomy places the organism in Eukaryota, Metazoa, Arthropoda, Insecta, Hymenoptera, Figitidae. Gene Ontology annotation, molecular function: nucleic acid binding; RNA-DNA hybrid ribonuclease activity. The transcript has 2 exons. The record is from RefSeq and is a predicted model, not a curated record.
AUGGUCAACUGGCUCUAUCAGAUGAUCUUAAAACCAAGGUUUCUUCACGCGGUGGUUGUCUGGUGGUCUAGGACUCAACUGAUAACGGUUAAAGAGAAACUAGGCCAACUGCAAGCAAUGAUUUUCAGGGGUGUUACGGGGGCAAUGAGGACCACGCCAACAGCUGCGUUGGGAUUCAUGCUUGCCGAGGUACCUCUGCAUAUUGCCGCGGUGAAAAAGGCGGCUCUCACUAUGAGCAGGUUAACUGCGCAGGGAAGGUGGAAGGUUGGUGGUAUACACACCAAGCUUCCACGCUCAAUUCUAUCAAUACCAGAAUUAAAUCAUUACACCUUCCAGAAUGGACUGGAAGAAAGGUUUUCCACUUGGGGACGAAGUCUGGUAUACAGACGGCUCCAAGAUGGACUGCGGUGCAGGCAGGCAGAGGUCUGUGCGAUUUUAACUUGCGCCCAAAUAUCCAUUCGAAAUGGAACAAAGGGCAAGAGGAUUAGUAUUUGUGUGGAUAGUCAAGCGGCCUUAGGGGCUCUGAAAAAUCCCACAAUAGAAUCAAAACUCGUCUGGGAAUGCCGGAGCGUACUAGAUGAGUUGGGUUCAGCAAAUAGACUUUCAUUGAUUUGGGUACCGGGUCACUCGGGAAUCAAGGGUAAUGAAAGAGUAGACGUCUUGGCGAAAACCGGUUCCGAGACGAAAUUUAUAGGUCCUGAACCAGCAGUGGCAAUAAUGCCAUGCUUGGUUAAGGGAGCCAUAGAAAGAUGGGGUGAAAAGGAACAUGAGAAGUAUUGGGCGAACGUUGGGGUGGGAAGGCAAGCGAAAACUCUGUUGGGGUUAGCACUCAACAAGAGGAGAGCGAACUGGAGUCUGGUACAAUGGGUUCUAUAA